Messenger RNA from Oppia nitens, 1815 nucleotides. Its product is annotated as sphingomyelin phosphodiesterase-like. Bases 82 to 1815 code for a protein of 577 amino acids. Gene Ontology annotation, molecular function: acid sphingomyelin phosphodiesterase activity. Gene Ontology annotation, cellular component: lysosome. The record is from RefSeq and is a predicted model, not a curated record. Gene Ontology annotation, biological process: ceramide biosynthetic process; sphingomyelin catabolic process. The transcript has 7 exons. NCBI's taxonomy places the organism in Eukaryota, Metazoa, Arthropoda, Arachnida, Sarcoptiformes, Oppiidae.
AUCAAAAAUUCAAACAUCAAUACCAAUACAAUCGGCGGUACAGUUGUUGCCGCUGACGACACCAAUAAUCACGGCUUUUUGAUGGACUUACUAUCAAAUGCUUUUCGUUUACUUAAUUUACGUAAAGUUGUCAAAGAGUUACACUCUGGCAAACCGUCUACCGGUACCAGUGCUUGUAUGUCAUGCAAGUUUGGCUUUGCUAUGGCCCAACAUCUGAUCCAGUUUGGCAAAGAUAAAGAAGAACUUGGAUCCAUUGCCAACUAUUUAUGUACUACACUGGAUCUGGCAUCUGGAAGGGUAUGCGAUGGGAUGGUCGACCAGUUGAAGGAUGAAUUGGUUCAAAUCAUCUCUCGGAUCAAUUUCAGUCCCAACGAAAUCUGUGGCUCACUAUUAGGCGAGUCGUGCGCUAAAGUCUAUAAUCCUUUGUAUAACUGGACGCUGCCAUUAACACCAAUAGCCAAACCAGUCCUUAAAUCAUCAGCACAGAGAUCUCAGCCCAAAUCGAGUUCUCCUAAAUUAAGAGUUCUUCACUUAUCUGAUACACACGUCGAUCCCCUGUAUGUGGAAGGAGGCGAUGCUGUUUGUGGGGAACCGUUAUGCUGUAGGAAUGCCUCCUCCUCGUCGUCAUCUGCAAUAAAUAUGCAAAACAGAGCCGGUUUUUGGGGCGACUAUCGAGACUGUGAUAUACCUUUAAGAACAUUGGAACAGACCUUAAAGUUUAUUGAGAGUACACAUCAGGACAUUGAUUAUAUUAUUUGGACGGGAGAUAUACCACCGCAUGAUGUCUGGAAUCAAUCACGUGAUGGUCAGCUAUCUAUUAUCAAAUUGGUAGCCAAAACUGUGCACAAGUAUUUGGGAAACAUACCGAUCUAUCCGGCACUGGGCAACCAUGAGUCGGCCCCUAUUAAUAGUUUUCCCACACCUAAUAUACAAGGAGUGCAUUCAAUCUCAUGGCUCUACAGUGCUCUUGAGGACAUUUGGUCGCAAUGGUUGCCAUCGCAUACAUUGCCACUAAUCAAAAACGGUGCCUACUAUGCAGUGAUGGUAAAGCCUGGUCUCAAACUAAUCUCACUAAACAUGAAUUACUGCAAUAACCAGAACUGGUGGCUACUGUUGAACGCCACGGAUCCCGCGGGACAACUGCAAUGGCUUAUACGGGAACUGCAGGCCUCGGAGCUCAUCGGAGAGAAAGUUCAUAUCAUUGGUCACAUACCUCCCGGAUCUGACGAUUGUCUACAAAUAUGGAGCCGUAAUAUGAAUCGUAUAGUUAAUCGAUUUGAGGACACAAUAACCGGUCAGUUCUACGGACACACCCAUCAGGACGAAGUAGAGAUCUUUUAUGAAACGACAAGAGAUGCCAAAAACAAAAACGGUGUUCACAUCCGUCCAACAAAUAUGGCAUAUAUCGGUCCCAGUGUUACCACUUUUGGUAAUGUCAAUCCUGGUUACAGGAUAUACACUAUUGAUGGCGAUUACGAUGAGUCUACUUAUGAAGUACUCGACUAUGAAACAUAUUAUCUGAAUCUAACCGAAGCCAACAUCAACCGAGACUCGAAACCACUCGAGUAUCGGCUAUCAUAUACAGCUCAACAGGCACUGGGACUACAAGACUUGACACCUGAUUCGUGGCAUAAGUUGUUGUUGAAAAUGAAAAACGAUACCCAAUUGUUCAAUAAGUUUUAUGAAUAUUUCUAUAACAAAAGCGAUAAUAUCGGUGAUAAUGUCUGCACCAGUAGACAGUGUCGUCGGGAAAUACUAUGUCGACUAAUGAAAGCCAUCGCUCACGACAACUAUAUUUGCAAUAAAUUCUUGUAA